This is a messenger RNA of Strigops habroptila (Kakapo), 3135 nucleotides long. It is a transcript of the gene P2RY6, whose product is annotated as pyrimidinergic receptor P2Y6. The transcript has 2 exons. Gene Ontology annotation, molecular function: G protein-coupled UTP receptor activity; G protein-coupled UDP receptor activity; G protein-coupled ADP receptor activity. The record is from RefSeq and is a predicted model, not a curated record. Gene Ontology annotation, biological process: phospholipase C-activating G protein-coupled receptor signaling pathway; cellular response to pyrimidine ribonucleotide. NCBI's taxonomy places the organism in Eukaryota, Metazoa, Chordata, Aves, Psittaciformes, Psittacidae. Gene Ontology annotation, cellular component: plasma membrane. Bases 124 to 1116 code for a protein of 330 amino acids.
GGCGGCUGCGGGGCGGCCCCGGGCUCUGAGCUCCGCUGCUGCCGCCCAGGCGCAUCCCGCUGCCGGUACUUCUGAAGGGCCACACCAGCAGAGAGGACAUCGCUGGAGGGGGGAACCACCACCAUGGCCAACUUGACAGCCCUUGUGGGCAGUGGGAGGAACUCAUGCACCUUCCACGAGGAGUUCAAGCAGGUCCUGCUGCCCUUGGUCUACUCAGUGGUGUUCACAGUGGGGUUGCCCUUGAACGCCGUGGUCAUCGGGCAGAUCUGGGUGGCCCGUAAGGCACUCAGCCGCAGCAUGAUCUACAUGUUGAACCUGGCCAUGGCUGAUCUUCUCUACGUCUGCUCCCUCCCUCUCCUCAUCUACAACUACACCCAGAAGGAUUAUUGGCCUUUUGGGGACUUCACCUGCAAAUUCAUCCGCUUCCAGUUCUACACCAACCUCCACAGCAGCAUCCUCUUCCUCACCUGCAUCAGCGUCCAGCGGUACCUGGGCAUCUGCCACCCCUUGGCCUCAUGGCACAAGAAGAAGGGGAAGAAGCUGACGUGGCUGAUUUGUGCUGCCGUGUGGUUCAUUGUCAUUGCCCAGUGCCUGCCCACCUUUGUCUUCGCUUCCACCGGCACCCAGAGGAACCGCACUGUCUGCUAUGACCUGAGCCCACCAGAUCGCUCCUCUGCCUACUUCCCCUAUGGCAUCACCCUCACUGUCACCGGCUUCCUGCUGCCUUUCGUGGCCAUCCUCGCCUGCUACUGCAGCAUGGCCAGGAUCCUGUGCCAGAAGGACGAGCUGAUCGGCUUGGUGGUGCACAAGAGGAAGGACAAAGCCGUGCGGAUGAUCAUCAUUGUGGUCAUCGUCUUCUCCAUCAGUUUCUUCCCCUUCCACCUCACCAAGACCAUCUACCUGAUAGUCCGUUCCUCUCCCAGCCUGCCCUGCCCAGCUCUACAGGCAUUUGCCAUUGCCUACAAGUGCACGCGUCCCUUUGCCAGCAUGAACAGUGUCCUCGACCCCAUCCUCUUCUACUUCACCCAACGCAAGUUCCGUGAGAGCACCCGUUACCUCCUGGACAAGAUGAGCAACAAGUGGCGACAUGACCAUUGCAUUACCUAUGGCUCCUAGGCAAGGACAAGGGCCACCUGGGUCUCACCAGGGUCAGCCAUGGAGCAGUCUUGGUUUCAAGCUCCACAGAGAAGAGAUGGCUUCAGCUGGGAACAUGCUGGAGGACAGGAGGACGGUAUCUCCCAAGCUUUCAGCACUUUCAUCUCCAGCCUGCAGCAGCACAGUAUUAACCCGAUCAUGGCACAAAUCCAGUGUCCUCUCUCUGGCUUGGUUGCUCAGUUUGAGCAGCUUAGCACCAUGGUUCCAUGGUGGCCAAGCCACCGAUGCAAUAAAAGCCACUGGUGGGACCAUGGUGAACACAGUGGGACCAUAGAGCACACAAGGCAAGCUGCUGGGGGGUGAUUUCUCCCCUUUCUGAUUUAAAGAUUCCCUGAUGGGGCCCUGCAAAGGCUGGGGAGGGCUUAACUCAGCUCAUACAUGUCUGGAGAACAUGGGGACGUGUGUUUCUCCAGUUCAAUAUCAUUGUCAUAGACAUUUCUUGGGGUAAUACUGGGACAUCCCUAUCCCUAGACCCUGGACUGGGGCCACACCAGUAAGAGACAUGGGCCUACUGGUAUCACUGGUGCUGCAAAAUGCUGGAAGAGCAUCCCUGGCCAAACUGGGACACCCAUGCUGGAUAUCCCACUUGAGUGACAAACUGGGGAUGGGUCAGACACAAGCCAGAAGUGUUGUCACCUGCCUGGGGACCUUCAGCAUCAUCUGACUCCAGCUUCCUGCUUAGCCCAGUACCUCAAAUCACAGAAUCAUGGAAUCAAUCAGGUUGGAAAAGACCUUUAAGAUCAUCAAAUUAAACCAUUUCCCAGCGCUGCCAAGGCCACCACUAACCCAUGUCCCUGAGGGCCUCAUCUGCAUGGUGUGUGAACACUUGCAGGGAUGGUGACUCCAGCACUGCCCUGGGCAUUCUGUUCCACCCUGGCACCCUUGGCAUCCUGCCAUCACCUCCUAACCAGGAUCCACCAAAAUCAAAGCCAGCACACCCGGACACAAAGACUGGAGUCAGGAAACCCUACGCCACCAAGCUACUUGGUGUCCUUUGCCAUGUCCCAUGGUUGGCUUGGCCUCUGCACCAGCACCAUGCUGGGCUGAGGCUUAAACUUUGCUCCCUGCAGCCUCCAUAGGGAUCGUCCUCAUCCCAAGCCAGGAGGCAUUCACUUACAUGGUGUGGGGUGGAGGUACCACUAAUUGCUCUGUGAGUCUUCUUUAACAUGUAGGAUGUGUAGGAUAAACCUCCCCCUUCCUUUUCCAUACGGAAUGUGCACAUAUGUGCACCCUCUAUAAGUACGUACAUGUAACACAUCCCUGCACAGGAGGGUUUGUAGCCCAGCACAGAUGUUCCCCAUCCUGAUUAAACUAUAUGUAUUUAUACAGUGGAUGUAUGUACGUAUGGAGUGAGCAGCAGGUCAGGGAGGGGAUCCUGCCCCUCUGCUGCGCUCUGGGGAGACCCCCCCUGCAGUCCUGAUCCAGCUCUGGGGCAACAGCACAAGAGGGACGUGGAGCUGCUGGAGCGAGGCCAGAGGAGGCCCCGGAGCUGCUGCGAGGGCUGGAGCAGCUCUGCUCUGGAGCCAGGCUGAGAGAGCUGGGCUGGGGCAGCCUGGAGAAGAGAAGGCUCCUGAAGGGGAGACCUUAGAGCAGCUCCAGUGCCUAAAGGGGCUCCAGGAAACCUGGAGAGGGGCUUUGGACAAGGGCCUGUAGGGACAGGCCAAGGGGAAUGGCUUUAACCUGCCAGAGGGGAGAUUGGAUGGGGUCUGAGGCAGAAGCUCUUCCCUGUGAGGGUGCUGAGGCGCUGGCACAGACUUUUCCCAGAGAAGCUGUGGCUGCCCCAUCCCUGGCAGUGUUCAAGGCCAGGUUGGACACAGGGGCUUGGAGCAACCUGCCCUAGUGGAAGGUGUCCCUGCCUAUGGCAGGGGUUUGGAACUGGAUGAGCUUUAAGGCCCCUUCAACCCAAACCAUUCCAUGAUUCUGUAUAGUAUUCAUUUCCAUAUGUAUAUAGAGAUAAAUGUUUCCUGCAGGUUGUCUGUG